AGCCCCGCUCCAGCGCCCCGGCCUCUGGGCCAGCCCCGUGCCCUCGGCGGGCAGCGCAGGGCGCGGGAGCAGUCGGGGCCGGGCAUGCCGGGAGCCCCCCUCACCCCCCGGGCAGCCGCCGCCGCCGCCACCCUGUCUGCCGCCGGUGUGCGCCGCUGACGCGCGGAGAUGAAAUUCCCGGGCUCCGUGCUGGCGUCCGUGUUCCUGUUCGUGGCCGAGACGACGGCGGCGCUGUACCUGAGCAGCACCUACCGCUCGGGCGGGGACGGCAUGUGGCAGGCGCUGACGCUGCUUUUCUCGCUGCUGCCCUGCGCGCUCGUGCAGCUCACGCUCCUCUUCGUGCACCGCGACUUCAGCCGCGACCGCCCGCUCGUGCUGCUGCUGCACCUGCUGCAACUCGGGCCGCUCUUCAGGUGUUUUGAAGUCUUCUGCAUCUAUUGUCAAUCAGGCCACAUCGAAGAGCCUUAUGUCAGCAUCACUAAGAAGCGACAGAUGCCAAAAAAUGGCUUCUCCGAAGAAGUUGAGAAGGAGGUGGGCCAGGCCGAGGGCAAGCUCUUCACUCACCGGUCUGCGUUCAGUCGCGCAUCAGUGAUCCAGGCCUUCCUGGGCUCAGCCCCCCAGCUGACUCUGCAGCUAUAUAUAAGCGCCCUGCAGCAGGACGUCACUAUCGGAAGAUGUCUCUUCAUGGUCCUAUCCCUGUUGUCCAUUGUGUACGGAGCCUUGCGCUGCAAUAUCCUAGCCAUCAAGAUCAAGUACGAUGAAUAUGAUGUCAAAGUGAAGCCUCUGGCCUAUGUGUGUAUCUUCCUCUGGAGGAGCUUCGAGAUUGCCACUCGAGUCAUUGUCCUGGUCCUCUUUACCUCCGUCCUGAAGGCCUGGGUGGUAAUAGUUGUACUCAUCAACUUCUUCAGCUUCUUCCUGUAUCCCUGGAUCCUCUUCUGGUGCAGUGGCUCCCCAUUCCCGGAGAACAUCGAGAAGGCCCUCAGUCGGGUGGGCACCACCAUUGUGCUGUGCUUCCUCACCUUACUCUAUGCCGGGAUCAAUAUGUUCUGCUGGUCAGCGGUGCAGCUGAAAAUCAACAACCCUGACCUCAUCAGCAAGUCCCAGAACUGGUACCGGCUCCUGGUGUACUACAUGCUGAGAUUCAUUGAGAACGCCUUCCUCCUCCUCAUGUGGUAUCUUUACAAGACUGACAUCUAUAUGUAUGUGUGUGCGCCUCUGCUGAUUCUGCAGUUGCUCAUUGGGUACUGCACAGCCAUCCUGUUCAUGCUGGUGUUCUAUCAGUUCUUCCACCCUUGCAAAAAGCUCUUUUCUUCCAGUGUUUCCGAAGGCUUUCAAGAGUGGCUAAAGUGUGUUUGCUGUGACUGCAGGCAGCAGAAAUCCCGUGAGUCUGUAGGCAAGACUGAUCUAAGGUCAACCGGAGACAGGGAUGAGACACCUUCUAGCAGUAAAAUAAGUUCUAUGCCCAGCCAGAUUUUGAAUACUGAUGAGCUCUGCUCUGCUUAA
Neomonachus schauinslandi (Hawaiian monk seal) is the source of this 1503-nucleotide messenger RNA. It is a transcript of the gene XK, whose product is annotated as X-linked Kx blood group. The transcript is spliced from 3 exons. Lineage: Eukaryota; Metazoa; Chordata; Mammalia; Carnivora; Phocidae. Gene Ontology annotation, cellular component: membrane. Bases 169 to 1503 code for a protein of 444 amino acids. The record is from RefSeq and is a predicted model, not a curated record.